Messenger RNA from Anopheles coustani, 1041 nucleotides. RefSeq lists its product as uncharacterized. Bases 55 to 1041 code for a protein of 328 amino acids. The record is from RefSeq and is a predicted model, not a curated record. The transcript has a single exon. NCBI's taxonomy places the organism in Eukaryota, Metazoa, Arthropoda, Insecta, Diptera, Culicidae.
GGCGAUCGGCUCCAUUUAAUUGAUUUGGGGGUGACCAGAAAAAUUCUUCGAGGGAUGCUGGAUGGCAAAUUUGCAACCCUUGGUCGAUGGUCAGACCCCCAGAAGGAAGCUGUGUCUAAGUUUAUGGAAAAUACACGGCUUCCUUCUGAGGUGCAUCGCCCCAUGAGGCACCUCAAUGAAGUCCGCAAUUGGAAGGGAACCGAAUAUCGGUCCUUCCUGCAUUACAUUAGUGUUGUGGUCUUGAAAGAUUGCGUGAACGAACAGGCUUACAAUCAUUUCUUGCUCUACUUCUGCGGUGUGACCUGUUUUGCAUCCACGGCACAUCAGCGACAUUGGCCGCUUGCGAAAAAGCUCCUAGAAAAGUUUGUAAAGGAGUUCGGCACGAUAUAUGGUCGUUACCACUUGACAAGUAAUGUUCAUAAUCUCCAGCACGUGUAUGGAGAAGUUUUAAAAUUUGGACAACUUGAAAAUUUUUCGGCUUAUUGUUUUGAAAACCACUUGCAGUUUAUCAAACGCUGUAUUAAAUCGGGCACGAAGUGUGUGGAGCAAGUGGCAGCCAGGGUGCAAGCCAGAGAUUCUAUCCAGACGGCUGCCAGUUAUAGUGCUCCAAACUAUCCAAUGUUGAUGGUAAAUCGGGUUGGAUUAUACGUAACAGCCGAUUUUACCUUGCUGCCCGAAUUUAGAGAUCAAUGGUUUUUGACCCACCAGGGCAGCGUCAUCAAAUUUUUGGAGGCAAAGAAAAGUUCUUUGUCUUCGUUCAUCUUGAUUGGGAUCCAGAUUGACCAUAAGACGGAGCUUUUCGAAGGAAAGUGGGCAGACGGCAAUUCGCAAAUAGAAUUGUCGUCUGCCGAUUUGUUUAUCUAUAAAAUAAAGGAAAAUGCUCCGUCAAGAAGGGUGGAAGUACCGUGUGAAUCCAUAAAAUGUAAACUAUCAGCAAUAUAUUUACCGAAACGAUCUCUCUCAAGACCACCAAUAGAUCCUCCUGUUACUAUUGCUCUUGAUACCAUAGCCCUUUUCCCGUUGCUUCAUACACUCCGUUGA